Eubalaena glacialis (North Atlantic right whale) is the source of this 1165-nucleotide messenger RNA. It is a transcript of the gene ABHD12B, whose product is annotated as abhydrolase domain containing 12B. The record is from RefSeq and is a predicted model, not a curated record. NCBI's taxonomy places the organism in Eukaryota, Metazoa, Chordata, Mammalia, Artiodactyla, Balaenidae. Gene Ontology annotation, cellular component: endoplasmic reticulum membrane. Gene Ontology annotation, molecular function: monoacylglycerol lipase activity; phosphatidylcholine lysophospholipase A1 activity. Gene Ontology annotation, biological process: phosphatidylserine catabolic process; monoacylglycerol catabolic process.
CCGCGGCGGCGGCGGCGGCGGCAGCGGCGGAUCCGGACGCGACGCGGGAUGGAGACAGACGAGCAGGGCUGCGUGCGCGCGUGGUGGCACAUGGUCGCGUGGAACCUGAGAUCUUUCCCAUACUCCUGUUCAACACUCAGAAGAAAAAUUGCCACUCUGUGUGACAGCUUUACAAGUAAAUCAUUAAAAGAACAUAUCUUCCCUCCUCUGAUGCACAUGUUGAUUUUUUUCAACUUUUUCAAAGCACCAUUUCUUGUGGAUUUAAAGAAACCAGAGUUAAAGAUUCCUCACACAGUGAACUUCUACAUCAAAGUUGAACCUAGGAUUCUGGGAAUCUGGCACACAGUUUCUAGCUGCCGGGGGGAGGAUGCUAAGGGGAAGGGCCGUAGCUGCUAUGAAGCAGCCCUCCAUGACGGCAACCCAAUUAUUGUUUAUCUUCAUGGCAGUGCAGAACACAAGUCAGCUCUACAAAGACUUGAGCUAGUAAAGGUGCUGAGUGAUGGUGGUUUUCAUGUCUUGUCUGUUGAUUACAGAGGGUUCGGGGACUCGACGGGUAAACCCACGGAGGAUGGGCUGACGGUGGAUGCUGUUUGUGUCUAUGAGUGGACCGCGGGGAGAAAUGGUACCAGCCCUGUGUGUCUCUGGGGCCACUCUCUGGGAACAGGAGUUGCAACAAACGCUGCAAAAGUUCUAGAAGAGAAAGGAUUUCCAGUUGAUGCUAUUACCCUGGAGGCUCCAUUUACCAACAUAUGGGUUGCAAGUAUCAAUUAUCCCAUGUUAAAGGAGAAGAAAGUCUCUAGAGAAUUCAAGGAAGUUGCUGAAUGGUUUUACACAGCAUCCCAGAUUUACCGGAAACUUCCAGGAUUUUUAAGCACGGUUAUGGAUGCCCUGAGGAAAGACGAACUAGUCUUCCCCAGUGAUGAAAACGUGAAAUUCCUGUCUUCUCCCCUUCUUAUCAUACACGGUGAGGAUGACAAAAUGGUGCCUUUGGAAUUUGGAAAAAAGCUCUAAGAAAUUGCACGCAAUGCAUAUAGGAACAAAGAGAGGGUGAAGAUGGUGAUCUUUCCUCCUGGCCUCCAACACAACUUCCUGUGUAAAAGCGCCACACUGUUAAAAACUGUGAGAGAUUUCCUGAGCCAGCAGUGGGCGUGAGGUCUGAGUACAG